AUGGCUCCGAUCGCGUCCAGCCACCAGCAGUUCGAUGAAAUUCCUACAGUUGUUGGGAUCUUUAGUGCAUUUGGCCUUGUCUUCUCUGUCUCCCUUUUUGCUUGGAUCUGCUGUCAGCGCAAAUCAUCCAAAUCCAAUAAGACUCCUCCAUAUAAGUUUGUUCAUGUUCUGAAGGGAGUUGAUAUUUAUCCUGAGAAUCUCAACAGUAAGAAGAAGUUUGGAGUAGAUGAUAAAAGUGAAGCAAAGAGCAAAUCAGCAAUGCCAAAGAAUUCUCUUCAUCUUGACCUGGAGAACAGAGAUCUAAAUGGCAACUUUCCGAAAACAAUCUCUAAAAUGCAGAGUUCUCCAGGCCCUGAAAAUUCAUCUUCAAAGCAUUUUUCAGAAAAGAAGAAAGAUAUAGUUUCCCCUGAUAGUUUAAAAUCCACCAUGUCCCUGUCAUCUGAAGAAAAACAAGACAAGCUAGGAACUCUCUUUCUCUCUUUAGAAUACAACUUUGAGAAAAAGGCAUUUGUAGUGAGCAUCAAGGAAGCACGUGGGCUGCCAGCAAUGGAUGAACAGUCAAUGACUUCUGAUCCCUACAUCAAAAUGACAAUCCUUCCUGAGAAAAAGCACAAGGUGAAAACCAGAGUGCUGAGGAAAACCUUAGAUCCUGCUUUUGAUGAGACCUUCACGUUUUAUGGGAUCCCCUAUAGCCAAAUUCAAGACUUAACACUCCAUUUUAUGAUCUUGAGCUUCGACAGAUUUUCCAGAGAUGACGUCAUUGGAGAAGUCCUCAUUCCCCUUGCAGGAACUGAAUUGUCAGAAGGAAGGAUGCUAAUGGACAGAGAGAUCAUCAAAAGAAAUGUUAGGAAGUCAUCUGGACGUGGAGAACUGCUGAUCUCUCUCUGUUAUCAAUCUACAACAAAUACACUAACUGUGGUUGUUUUAAAAGCCAGACAUCUACCUAAAUCUGAUGUUUCAGGAUUAUCAGAUCCUUAUGUCAAAGUGAAUCUGUACCAUGUUAAGAAGAGAAUUUCUAAAAAGAAAACCCAUGUCAAGAAGUGUACCCCUAAUGCCGUGUUCAAUGAAUUGUUUGUCUUUGACAUUCCUUGUGAGAGCCUUGAUGAUAUCAGCAUUGAAUUCUUGGUUUUAGAUUCAGAUAGAGGGUCAAGGAAUGAGGUCAUUGGUAGGUUAACCUUAGGAUCUUCAGCAGAAGGAACAGGUGGAGAACACUGGAAAGAAAUCUGUGAGUAUCCUAGGAGACAAAUUGCCAAAUGGCAUAUGUUGUGUGACGGUUAG
Messenger RNA from Lagopus leucura (white-tailed ptarmigan), 1278 nucleotides. RefSeq names its product synaptotagmin 4 (gene SYT4). Bases 1 to 1278 code for a protein of 425 amino acids. The transcript is spliced from 4 exons. The record is from RefSeq and is a predicted model, not a curated record. Lineage: Eukaryota; Metazoa; Chordata; Aves; Galliformes; Phasianidae. Gene Ontology annotation, cellular component: synapse; axon; membrane. Gene Ontology annotation, molecular function: calcium-dependent phospholipid binding; calcium ion binding; SNARE binding. Gene Ontology annotation, biological process: regulation of dopamine secretion; regulation of calcium ion-dependent exocytosis; vesicle fusion.